Molecule: messenger RNA, 843 nt
Organism: Chaetomium globosum CBS 148.51
Lineage: Eukaryota; Fungi; Ascomycota; Sordariomycetes; Sordariales; Chaetomiaceae
Exons: 2
Coding region: 1-843 (280 amino acids)
Source: RefSeq, a predicted model, not a curated record
AUGUUCUCCACCCUCCUCAGCCUGAUCACGGCUGCCGCCGCGGCCAACGCCGCCUGCACGCCUCCCACCGGCGGAGGCACGGCGGCCGGCGCCGUCAAGUGCCCCAUCGUCUUCGACGGGCGCGUCGGGGCCGACACCCAGCUGACCGACUUUGACAGCUACGACACGUCGCUCUUCAACGCCGAGUACGUCAAGGGCCAGAACCUCAAGUGGAGCGAGAUCAUCCAAUUCCCCGAGGCCGACCUCGCCCACUUCGACAACAGCACCCACAAGCCGUUCGAGGUCACCAUCAGCGACGACAGCAUCUUCCAGACCCAGAAGGGCUUCCGCCGCGCGGGGCUGCAGUUCCAGGGCGACACCAACAAUGGGAGCCCAGGCAGCACCGGCGUCAAGACCAUCCACUUCAGCGUCAAGCUGGACCCCCAGCGCGCCUUGAACCUGAGCCACGAGUACCUCCUCGUCUGGCGGGAAGCGGCCGAUUACAGCAGCAACCAGUUCAACUUUGAGGCUGGUGCCAUCCUGGGCCAGGGCAGCUUGCCCGAGAACACCUACAAGGUGCUGGACCGGAAGAACAAGCAGAUCUGGUCAACCCCCAUCCUGGAAGAUAGCUGGCAGAACUUUGCCGUGACCCUCGACCACGACAAGAAGUACCUUAAGAGCGUCACCGAGCCCGUGUCCAACGACAACUCGGGCGAGGGACAGUUCCAGAUCGGCAUGCUCAAGAAGCCUACUGGCACUGACGACGUCGUCAAUUCGGGCUACCAGGAGAGCGGCAUCGACGAGGGACUCAUCUACGGCAGCCUGUUCGUCGAGGACAGCGCCGGCGGGUGUGUCUCUGUGUAA